AUGAGUUCCCAAUCGACGUUGAUGAAUGAGUUUUUCAAUGCAGUAGAUCGGGCGGAUUACUACAGGGUGCAAAAAUGCAUCGACAAAGAUAUCGAUGUCAACAGCUACAAUGCUGCACAUAUUACAGUCCUACAUGCCGCAGCUACAAACGGAGACAAUCGCUUAGUGAACAUAAUUCUGAAAGGAAAGAACAUCAACUUAAACAUCAAAACAUUAGAUUUUGGAUUCACGCCGUUGCAUUGUGCCACGCGUCACGAACGAUUGACAGUCGUUAAAACUUUACUAGAGGCUGGAGCAGAUGUUAAUGAAGGAAAUAGAAAUCUUGCAACUUGCUUGCACUUCGCCGUCCAAACUAGCAACAUCUCAAUAAUCAAACUUCUGAUACAAUACCACGCUAACGUGAAUGCCAUCGAUACGUUCUCCCAUACACCAUUAUCAUUGUCGGUUUUGGACAGUAGAAAUCAAUAUGUCUGCAAAUAUUUGCUAGAUAAUCAUGCUGACCCGAAUCUAGAAAGACCGUGCAGUAUUCCAUUGUUAUUCGAGCUGAUUUUGAACAGUUAUUCAGUUUUGUAUAGCGUCCCUUUCAUAGUUAUGCUAUGCGAGUUCGGAGCCGAUCCAAAUGUUGUGGAUUUAGCAGGACGAAACGCUUUGCAUUACGCUGCGCUGAAAGGAGACGUUGAAAUCAUUGAUCUGUUGAUAGAAUGCGACUGCGUUUCUGUGAAGGACGGAUUUGGUGCUAUACCUUUAGAUAUAGCACUGAGGCAUGGACACAUGCAUGCUUCCAAGUAUUUGGAAAAACUGACUGAGUUACCUGAAGGACAUCUAUCUAAGAACUUCUUCUCUUUGAAAGAUAAAAGGACUAAACUUACUCGCAGGAAGAGUCACAUCAACUACGUUUAA
Messenger RNA from Nicrophorus vespilloides, 900 nucleotides. Its product is annotated as tankyrase-2-like. The record is from RefSeq and is a predicted model, not a curated record. Lineage: Eukaryota; Metazoa; Arthropoda; Insecta; Coleoptera; Silphidae. Gene Ontology annotation, molecular function: protein binding. The transcript has 4 exons. The coding region runs from base 1 to 900 and encodes 299 amino acids.